This is a messenger RNA of Gossypium arboreum, 1345 nucleotides long. RefSeq lists its product as uncharacterized. The transcript has 2 exons. Lineage: Eukaryota; Viridiplantae; Streptophyta; Magnoliopsida; Malvales; Malvaceae. The coding region runs from base 245 to 1177 and encodes 310 amino acids. The record is from RefSeq and is a predicted model, not a curated record. Gene Ontology annotation, molecular function: acyltransferase activity, transferring groups other than amino-acyl groups.
AACACGUGCCUUGAGACAAACAUGGUUAGAUUUGGUUUGCCCUCAACCGAUCAAACUGGCUCUCUAUUUGUGUUCUUCCGUCACUUCGUCAGUUCACAAAAUCGUAAAUAAAGACAAUUCCCACCAACGAAAAGAGGAAGACAUUCUGUUAGCAGAUUUUACCUUGAUAAAUUAUUCGAUGAUGUUUCCCAAAUUUAUCUCAUCAUCAACUGAUUUUGAUCUCAAAUAAGUUAAAACAAUUUCUAUGGCAAUAGCAGCAGCACCACCACUUAAUCUGUCUCCUUACUUAGAUCCUCAACAACAGCCACGCUUACAAACCGAAUUUAAUCCCAUAAAAAGGGUACCCUUUCUUUCAUCUAGAAACCCUCUCCUUUGUGUCUGCAAACUCCAUCGUUACAAUUUCAAGUGUUGUCUCCCUUCUUCUUCCUCCACCAACUCCGUCACUCCAGCUCAAUACUACUCCUUUCUCGAUGAAUCAUUUUGGGGAAUCCGUGUUUUAACCAAUGAAGAGCUUGAAAAGUUCAAAGCUUUGGAGUCUUUCGUUUAUCUUCAAGAGUUGGAAUCUGGGUCGUUGUGGGUUCGGGUCAUGAGGAUUGAGGAGAUGGAUAUGACUGUCGGGUUGUUGGCUUUGUCAUUCGCUGAAUCAAUGUUCAUGUCCUUGCAAUACGAGGCUUUGUUGAGGUUCUUCGUGAAACAGUAUUUGAUUGAGAGGAGAGCUUCGAUGCCACACGCUGUCACUCUUGUUGGGUUCUAUAGAGAGGAAGGUGGGAAGAGAGCUGAGGAGCUGGCUGGAACAGUGGAGGUUUGCUUUGACAAAAGGGGUGCUAACGCUUCUCCUCCUACACCUACACCUCCCAGGAAUUCUCCAUAUAUUUGUAACAUGACCGUCACAAAGGAGCUUAGAAGGAGGGGCAUUGGUUGGCAUCUUCUCAAAGCAAGCGAGGAGCUAAUAUCCCAAAUGACUUCUUCAAAAGAGGUUUAUUUGCAUUGCAGAAUGAUUGAUGAGGCUCCAUUCAACAUGUACAUAAAAGCAGGAUACAAUGUUAUUCAGACAGAUAGUAUCUUUAUCUUGUUGACAUUACAGAGACGUAAGCACUUGAUGUGCAAGAAACUCCCUGUAUCUAACAGUUUCCCAGAGCCAGAUAUGUCAGAAUCCGGUGAGGAACCUCCCUCAUAAACAUGUAAGUUGCAAUCAUACUGUAAUCAUAACCUUUUGAGCUACAAGCAGUUCAAGUCAUACACGAUACCUUUAUGUUUAUCAUGUUUAAUGAAACUCUCACCUCCUCUUCUACUGUUAUUGUAAAUCUGUCAAUUUUUGCUGCUUUGAGAUGAUUUAGUUCUUGUA